This is a messenger RNA of Tripterygium wilfordii, 2760 nucleotides long. Its product is annotated as golgin candidate 1. NCBI's taxonomy places the organism in Eukaryota, Viridiplantae, Streptophyta, Magnoliopsida, Celastrales, Celastraceae. The record is from RefSeq and is a predicted model, not a curated record. The coding region runs from base 203 to 2317 and encodes 704 amino acids. The transcript has 22 exons. Gene Ontology annotation, biological process: Golgi organization; retrograde transport, vesicle recycling within Golgi. Gene Ontology annotation, cellular component: Golgi cisterna; Golgi membrane.
CAAAGAACCGGUACAAAACUGAACGAGACCGAUCUAAUAAUCUGCAGAGACUCUGGGCUUCUGAUCGCUCAUAGGUCACCCCAGCAGAGUUUCCAUUUUAAUUCUCCGAAUUGUUGUCUCCUAUAUCUGUUACUUUCUCCUAUUUGUGGAUUGAAGCUCCGAUGAUUUGUCUUUAGGGCACAAAUUUCUCUGAUUCCUAUCAAUGGCUUCGUGGCUCAGAGCGGCAGAAGAUUUGUUUGAAGUGGUAGAUCGAAGGGCAAAGUUAGUUGUGAGCGAAUUGUCAGAGGAGCAAUCCAAUACUCAGUCACCAGCAUCUAAUGGACAAGGAUCUCAAGCUAAGAGGGCAAUGUUGAAGGCAAAGGCACAGAAAAGGCUUGCCACAAAUGAAUCUCCUAAAAGGACUGACACUAUUUUGGGGCAAAGCAAUUUGCAAACAUCACACGAGACCUCUGAUAAAGAUGGGGGCAAUUUUUCAGUUCAAAAGGAGGGGACCCCUUCUGAUAACUCCGUUACUCGAACAAUUAGUGAUACAAAACUAAGCACAGAUAAAGAUGCCCGCGGCACUAUAUCACCUGACACACUAGCUGACAACAUGGUUAAGCAUGAUGCUGACCACGUGGAAGCUCCUACAACUGUUACUGACGUUGAUGCUGCCACAUCAAUGCCUAAUGGUAAUGAGAAUGCUUCAGAUGUUGCUGUACAUAAUCAUUCUUUGCCAUUACCUUCAAAAGAAAUUGAGGUUAUCACGGAAGUUCAUCCAAGUGAUGAUGGUCAAAAUAUCAAGUCAGGGGAUGCAGAUGUUCUUUCAACAAUUGAUGAAGACAAGUCCCAUUCCUUAGUUACUGAUUUUCCUGUUAAUGAAAAUGUUCAUCCAAACGACGGUGAUAAGAUUGGAACUCUUGUCAGUCAAAAGAAAAAACAGGAGCAUAAAGCUGAUGGUUCUCCUACUAAAGUACAGGACCAACUUGAGGAGGCUCAAGGAUUGCUUAAAACUGCAGUUGUCACUGGUCAGUCGAAAGAGGCAAGGUUAGCUCGGGCGUGUGCCGGACUUUCGUCCCGUCUUCAAGAAUACAAAUCUGAAAAUGCACAACUGGAGGAACUUCUUGCCGCAGAGCGGGAAUUGAGCAAGUCAUAUGAAGACCACAUAAAGCAGCUGCAGCAAGAAUUGUCUUUAUGUAAGAAAGAGGUUUCAAAAAUAGAGUCAAAUAUGGCCGAUGCUUUGGCGGCAAAGAAUGCAGAAAUUGAGGCACUUGUCAAUUCUAUGGAUGGACUUAAGAGACAGGCUACAUUAACUGAGGGAAAUUUGUCUUCAUUGCAGGCGAACAUGGAGUCUAUUAUGAGAAAUAGGGAAUUGACGGAGACGAGGAUGAUACAGGCUCUUCGGGAGGAACUGGCUUCUGCAGAGAGGAGAGCAGAGGAUGAGCGUGCUGCCCAUAAUGCCACCAAAAAGGAAGCAAUGGAACGAGGAGUGGGACUGGAACACAGAGCAAUUGAAGCGUCCACGGCACUUGCUAGGACCCAGCGAAUCGCAGACGAGAGAACAGCAAAGGCAACAGAACUUGAGCAGAAGGUUGCUCUGCUUGAGGUAGAGUGUGCAUCUUUAAAUCAAGAACUGCAAGAGAUGGAGGCCCGGGCACGUCGUGGACAAAAAAAGUCCACUGAAGGGGCUAGUCAAGUGGUUCAGAUGCAGGCAUGGCAGGAAGAAGUGGAGCGUGCGCGCCAGGGCCAGAGAGAUGCUGAGAGCAAGCUUACUUCUUUGGAGGCUGAAGUACAAAAGAUGAGGGUUGAAAUGGCUGCCAUGAAGAGGGACGCUGAGCAUUAUUCACGUCAUGAGCAUAUGGAGCUUGAGACACGGUACCGUGAACUAACAGAUUUACUGUACUACAAGCAAACACAAUUAGAAGCCAUGGCUAGUGAGAAGGCUGCAGCAGAGUUUCAGUUGGAGAAGGAACUAAAGCGUCUGCAAGAAGCACAGGAUGACACUGAAAGAAGUAAAGCUUCUCGUUGGGUAUCAUCGUCAUCUUGGGAAGAAGACACUGAAAUAAAGACUCUUGAGCCUCUGCCCAUGCAUCACCGUCAUAUGGCCGGGGCAAGAAUGCAGUUGCAGAAGGCUGCAAAAUUAUUAGAUUCUGGGGCUGUCCGGGCCACAAGAUUUCUUUGGCGCUAUCCCACUGCUCGAGUCACCCUGCUUUUCUAUCUGGUCUUUGUACAUCUCUUCUUGAUGUACCUGUUGCAUCGCCUUCAGGAACAAGCGGACGAACUUUCUGCUAGAGAAGUUGCAGAAUCUAUGGGUCUUGCCACCCCCACAUUACCGUGAUGGUGUAACUCCACGGUUGAAGCUACUGCCAUCGGAGAUUCUGGAACAUGCUUUGCAUCUUCAAAGAGUUCAUGGUGCUGCGUGAUGGGGAAAUUUAAUCUAAUUUGGAUGAAAGGUACAUAUACAAAUGCAUGGCUUCGAAUCAAAAAGUGGCUGGCAAAUGUUGAUAUGAGUGCAUAUGCAUGUUUCCUUGCGUCUUUGAGUUUUGCUCUUCAUGAAGAUUCAUGGAGGAUGCCCGGAGAGCCACCAUGUUGUAAAUCCUGAAUGCUUCAUCGGUGGAUUAUAUAUGAUUUUUUUUUAGAUGAGCAACUGUAGAAUGGAUUAUAUAUGAUUUUCAAUGAGAAAUUGCAUAGAGUUUAAUUCGGUAGUUUUUGUUUUACAUAUACAAAUGCAUUAAUACCAAGUGGAUGAUUUGCCAUGUCUUCCAUCUAUUUCCUGUAAAA